UAUAAUGAUAAUAUUAACAGGAUGAUGUUCAUAUGUGAGUGAUGUCAUUUGUUUUUGUUCAUCGUAGUGGGAGAUGUUUUUAAUGUGUAUCUUCUUUCUUAAAAACUACUGAAUCAUCUCACCUUUAAUUCUAGAUCACUUUAUUACUUUGGUCCAAUAUGUGCGCAGAAAAAUCACGAUUCUUUUAACUGGUCUUAUUAUAUGGGGUUCUGAGAGCAAACAAACCAAAACUGUACAUUUGUGUUCUUGUCAUAAUUAGAUCAUAUAAGAUGAAAGUUAUCUCAAAUAUACCUUGCUCUAGGCCUCACAAGAUUUUGUUUACCGAGGUCAGAGGACACAUAACUGCCACAGUCCACAAACAGGGGUAUAGAUAUAUUAACAUAUAUUUCUGUCAUUUUAUAAGGGUCAGGCACUUGGACACCUUACUUCUAGGAAAGAUUAGAAUGUCUACAAUUGCACAGUUUAUACUACUGAAGAGUAAAGGGCAUCUUAAUAUAAAUUUCUAAGCACUUCAAAGGGCUUUACAAUACUUGGUUAUAUGUACAGUAUACAUCUGGGAGUUAAUGGAUCGUUGCCCCACUGGAGGUUACAGCCUCAAGUGAGAGAAACUGUCAGUACAGGUAACUAUCGGCACCAACUUCUUUGGAGUAACAGUUAAGCAUAGAAGAAACUGUCAGCAAAUAUUGUGACAACACCAUAUGUGAGCUUUAAUUAUUGAUUUUACGAUACUCAUUCUCAGGCUGUGAAGUCGACCAACGCCUGGCUACUAACAGAUGGGUUAAACAAGGGCAUCACCUGUGUAGUGGGACACGCAGUCAACAGAGCUCAGUCUAUUAUUAAGGUGGGGGACAGGAUGGUGUCACAGAUUCAUUGCCUGGGAGUGACUCCUUAUGGUCUUGUUAAGAAUAAAUCUCGUCUUGUUAAUAAGGACCCUGACCAGUUCCACUCUGUGUUAUAUGAAGUGGAUGAAGAGGGUGAUGAAGGCCAGCCCACCUGUCUCAAUGGUGACCACACUCACUUCCUGCUUGUUGAUAAUGGCUUCAGGAAUGAAAAAGCAAAUGCUGAUUAUUUUUGGAAGAAUUUGGUGGAAAGUAUCCAGAGCAAGACAGAAAAUAAUGGCUUGAACAUCCCUGUGGUAGUGUUGCUUGUGGGCGGUAGCUUGACUGACCUGCAGAAGUGUUACUUGGCGCUCAUUGCAGGAAUUCCAGUAGUUGUGGUUAUGGGUACAGGCAAGGCAGCUGACCUUCUAUCCUAUGCUAAGACUACACAUGGCGAAUCCAUACAUCCCGGUACACAAAUAGACUGCUUAUUAGAUCAAGGUCAAGAUAUCUUAUCAAAAAUGCCCGAAUAUCUUGGAGAUUUGGACGAGAAGCAGCAACAGGAUUGUCAGAAAGUGGUGCUGAAGUGUUGUCAGCUGGGGAGUAAGAUCAUAGUGUUUGAUAUUGACACGGAUUCCAGCAUGGACGUUUUUAUCUGGGAAGCGUUGCUGACGGGCAAUGCUGCUAUGGAUGGUAAACUGGAGUUGGCCCUGCAGUGGGACCGAGCUGACAUAGCCGAGACGAGGAUCUUUCCAAGGUGGAAAUGGACAAAUGACAACCUUAAGGAGACAAUGAGGAGAGCAUUGUUUGAAGAGAAGAUAGAUUUUGUCAUGCUGCUGGUGGAGAAAGGAUUCAUCAUGAAGAAUUACUUGACAGUUAACACACUCAGUGAAUUGUACUCUUAUAGGCCAAGUUCGCACCUCAACAAACUAGUGAAGUGGAAGGGGACCACCAUCACCAUCACAGAGAUCCACCACCUUCUUAGAAAUUUAGGUCUGAAACAUUUCAACCAGUGCUAUGAGAAACACGCCCCUAAGGAAUGGACUUUUGAGGAUCCUUACCAAGAGUUAUUACUAUGGGCUGUUAUUACUCGACGAGGUGAUUUGGCAUUUCAUCUUUGGGAACAAUGUAACUUGCCCUUUAGUGCAGCUGUUAUUGCCACGUGUCUCUGUAAUGCUAUACAGGACAAACUCCAUAUCAAGGACAUUGAAAUCAAAAGCGAAUACAAAGAGUUAAAAAAAGCCUUUGAAGAAAGAGCAAUAAAGCUGCUGAAUGAGUACUACAUUGAUGACCAGAAGAGUGCCCUGAGUCUGGUCGAGAUGAAGAACCCUGAAUGGGGGAACUUACACCCUCUUGAUCUGGCCAUCUUGGCUCAAGACAUGGCUCUCGUCAGUACUCAAUGUUGCCAAGCUAUUGUUGACCAAAGAUGGCAACAGAUUGGCAGGCGAUUUGGGGUACGAUCAGUGUAUCGCGGACUACUGCUACUACUGCACCUCACCAUGAUACUCUUCAACCUCAGUUACUCUCUGUCUUACCUCGAGGUCGUGCUUAUUGCCUUAGUCUUUUUAGAUGGUCUUGAGAAAAUUUUUGAGGCCGUGAAUGAAUUUGCAAAGAGCAGGUCAAGAUACAGAUGGUGGUUCCACUACGACGUCGUCACUCUGAUUGUUUUCAUUACGGCCGUCAUACUGAGGCUAAUUCCGGAAACCUUUGUCUUUGGCAAGUUCUUCUAUGCCCUGUGCGCCAUCUUGCUCAGUUGUCGCAUGCUUAGGAUCUUCUACAUCUUUGCAAACUUGGGCCCAAAGAUCCUCAUCUUUAUAAAUAUGAUGCCAAAGCUGGGGAUAUUUUUGGUGUUCUUAUUAGUUGUUAUUCUGGGGUACAGCAUCGCCUCCAGAGCUCUCCUGAACCAUCCGUGUGACAACAGAAUAGCCAUCGCCAAGGACCCGGGGGAAUUUAUCACCAGUCUUGUUUUCCUUCCUUAUUGGCAGAUGUACGGUGAACUUCUGUUUGAUCAACUUGAGAGUAACAGUUGGAGAAGGUGUGACUCCAUGACUGAGAGCUCCAUCUGGUGGGCUUCAUGUAAGAUGUGCAAUGAUACGAACGUUACUGGAAUACAUAACAUUACCGAUAAGGGUAACGUUACUGAGGUGUUUAACUUUACUGAGGAGAGUUCUGAGUGCGUGUGCUCAGACUCUUCUCAGUCCGUGAUACUGGUGAAGAUAUUGCUGGCUGUCUACCUCUUCUUCGCUAAUGUUCUGCUCCUUAACCUAAUCAUUGCCAUCUUUACGAAUGUGUUCGACAGUAUUCAACAAAAGAGCAUCGAGUACUGGAAUUUUGAGAUGUGCAGCCUGGCCCAGGAAUAUGAGAGCAAGCCAGUGUUACCACCACCUGUUGCACCCUUUAUCUACCUGUGGCGGUGGAUGAGGAAGGCAAUGCGUACCAAAGACAAGCGGAAAAUGGAGCCAGACAUAAGCUACAGUGAAACGAGUGCGAUGCUGAGUAUGUUUGAGCGGCAAGUUCGAAACUACGGAUCAAGGAGUCUUGCCAAGCCAGAAGAUGAUACCAUUGAGACACUGAACAAGAUUAACAGAAUGAUUGGUGAAUGGUCUGCCUGGUUUGAAAAGAACAGCUGUGCCAUGAGCCGAGAAAGUGAUGGCGGCGAUUUCGAUAAAUUGAAGCAAAUCUCGGACACGACCGCCAAGACACACGAGAAUCUUAUGCGUCUGUCCACCAGGCUAGACUUGCUUCAGGUCAACCUCCGGGACUCUCAAGCCAGACUGGAAUAUUCACUGGAAACACAGGGCGACAUGAUGAACAUAUUGAAGAACAAUCAGGAAAACUUGAUGGAGCAUGUAAAAGCCAACCAGGAAAAUAUGACCAAAUCCAUAAAAGAGAUGGAACAGAGAAUAACAGAGACAGUGAAAAGUAUGUACUCUCCACAUACAGACACUUGAACCUACUACAGUACAGUACUACAUAUAAGGAGUAACAGGUAAGCUCUAAUGGGGGGUUAUGGUGUCCUGGGUUGGGGGAGAAUUUAACCGAUUUAUUUUUAAAGUUCAUUUGUAAUUUAGGACUUAAACUCCACUAUCUUGGUAUGGGUGUGUGGCGGUGAUAACACUAACCUGCUGGAGCGCAUUACCCCACAAAAAUGAUGUAUGCAUAUUGAAGACUUGGAUGUUUGUGCACAAGAAAAAUAUAAUUAUUGAAGUUAUGAUGUCUUAGUUUUGUUUAUAGAAUAAGUAUUGUUGAAUUAUUAUAUGUGGGCUGAGAACAUUUAUAGGUGAUACUGUAGUGUACAGUCAGGUGUAGGGGAGAUGAAGUUACAGCCAGUAUUAAGUGAUGAAUGUGGGGGAGUUUUGUAAUGGUGUACAGUAUAAGUAAUCAGUCUCAAAAUAUUAUGAAUGCGUCAAAAAGUGGGAUGUAAGAGGUGGAUGAUUGUGAUUGAGGAGUGUGAAUAAUGAAGAGGCAUCAUAAUUUUUUUUUUAUUUCUUCAUCAAUGUCAUUUAUUCAUCGAACCAUGAUUUCUGGUGGAGAAUAUGACAGCUCUAGUUUUUGAAGCUUGAAUUCUGUUUUCCGACAUUUUAGGAUACCCUGUAUUAAUUAUCAGAAUUAGUGUGGUCGAUAUACUGUUGUCCCCUAUGUCAGUCUUACAGCCGGUGUGUUUGCUGGUAUUAGGAGGAAUAGACAGUUGAUUUCACCACUGGAUGCUGCCAGACUGACACAUUCCUCUUGGCUUAAAAAGUCUGCAACUUUCAUGCUGCCACUCUUCACACAAAUUACACAUGGCAUCAAAACUUGUUUUUUUAUAUAAACACACACAAA
Homarus americanus (American lobster) is the source of this 4640-nucleotide messenger RNA. Its product is annotated as transient receptor potential cation channel subfamily M member 1-like. Gene Ontology annotation, biological process: calcium ion transmembrane transport. Bases 854 to 3769 code for a protein of 971 amino acids. Gene Ontology annotation, molecular function: ligand-gated calcium channel activity. The record is from RefSeq and is a predicted model, not a curated record. Gene Ontology annotation, cellular component: membrane. The transcript is spliced from 19 exons. NCBI's taxonomy places the organism in Eukaryota, Metazoa, Arthropoda, Malacostraca, Decapoda, Nephropidae.